Molecule: messenger RNA, 502 nt
Organism: Pistacia vera
Lineage: Eukaryota; Viridiplantae; Streptophyta; Magnoliopsida; Sapindales; Anacardiaceae
Product: 60S ribosomal protein L28-1-like
Exons: 1
Coding region: 2-502 (166 amino acids)
Biological process (GO): translation
Cellular component (GO): ribosome; cytosolic large ribosomal subunit
Molecular function (GO): structural constituent of ribosome
Source: RefSeq, a predicted model, not a curated record
UAUGAUUUGGAAGAUCGCGAAGAAGAACAACUGUUUCUUGGUGAAACAGUUCGGCAAUGGCACCGCCGGCGUUCGGUUCAGCAAGGAACCCAAUGACCCUUACGAUCUCAACUCCUACAAGCACUCAGGGUUGGCAAACCGCAAAACCGUGUCUAUUCAGCCAGGUGGCAAAGAUCUAUCGGUGGUGCUAGCUACCACUAAGACCAAGAAGCAGAACAAGCCUGCUCGCUUGCUUCACAAAUCCGUCAUGAGGAAGGAGUUCCCUAGGAUGGCCAAGAAGGCUGUUGUCAAUCAGGUUGCUGAUAACUACUACAGGCCCGAUUUGAAGAAGGCAGCCCUUGCAAGGCUUAGCGCCGUUAACAGAAGCCUCAAGGUUGCUAAAUCUAGUGUCAAAAAGAGAAACAGACCGGCUGUGAAGAUCAGCGGUAUGAUUUUACGCACAGUGGGGGUGGGAGUGGGCUACGUUCUUGAGUUGGGCGGGGAACUUGUAGUUUUUCUAUGA